Schistosoma bovis is the source of this 668-nucleotide messenger RNA. Lineage: Eukaryota; Metazoa; Platyhelminthes; Trematoda; Strigeidida; Schistosomatidae. The record is from the annotation of a GenBank genome assembly.
UGAAUGAAAUAGUCGCCUAAUUUCGAAACAAUCACUAUAUCACCUUGUUAUAGUUAUAUGUUUAGUAAUUCACCUACCUUUUGUUUGAUAACCUGAAAUGCAAUCACCUCAUUCUUCCCACUGAAGAUUGUUCAAAACACAAUUCGGCUGAAGCAUGUCCAGACCCAAUAACAUCAAAUACAACGUGCAUAUGGUGUGAAACAGCCAACAUGUGCAUUACCAGCAAUGAUAAGGAUCUUCAUGAAUUCAAAGUAAAUGGUUGCAAGAAUAAAAGCCCGAUUGCCAAUGUUCACACUGAACCAACAACUCUAGCAACUACUGAAACUGAUCUAAUAAAUGAAUUGAAGAAGACUAAUCCAAGCACUGAAUCACAUUUGAACAUGACCACUGAUACAACAACUGUAACAACUACUGAAACUGAUCUAAUAAAUGAAUUGAAGAAGACUAAUCCAAGCACUGAAUCACAUUUGAACAUGACCACUGAUACAACAACUGUAACAACUACUGAAACUGAUCUAAUAAAUGAAUUGAAGAAGACUAAUCCAAGCACUGAAUCACAUUUGAACAUGACCACUGAUACAACAACUGUAACAACUACUGAAACUGAUCUAAUAAAUGAAUUGAAGAAGACUAAUCCAAGCACUGAAUCACAUUUGGUAAAUAUUUGA